Messenger RNA from Penicillium longicatenatum, 1194 nucleotides. RefSeq lists its product as uncharacterized. The coding region runs from base 1 to 1194 and encodes 397 amino acids. The record is from RefSeq and is a predicted model, not a curated record. Lineage: Eukaryota; Fungi; Ascomycota; Eurotiomycetes; Eurotiales; Aspergillaceae. The transcript has 4 exons.
AUGAGUGACCAAGCAUCAAGUCCAUCCUUGGUCACCACCGCCCUGCUGACGGUCGCGAUCGUAUUCCCGAUUUUGGCUACCUUAGCCGUUGCGCUUCGCAUCUGGUCGACGCUAACCAGGACAAAGAAGCUAUUUGUCGAUGACUAUGUUAUCCUUCUGGCCCUCUUGUUUGCGUGGGGGGUACCCAUUGAUGUUUAUGUCGCGGCGGGACUAGGAGGGGUUGGUAACAGCAGCUUGUCUGCCCUAGAUGCCUCUAGGGUCUUUCUCCGGGCUCUAUGGAUUGAGAUUUUUCCUCUCAUUACUAGCUUGGUCCUCGUGAAGGUUUCUAUUCUUCUGUUCUAUCAAAGGAUCUUCGUAACUCCAUGGUUUCAGCUGGCCGUGAGGAUCUAUAUUGCCAUCUUGGUCAUGUGGGGAAUCGCCUGCCUUAUCGCUCAAUUGCUGGCGGGUAAUCCGGUAACCGCAGCUUUCAAUCCACUGGCCAUCAAUCCACUGCGCUACAACUACAACAACUUUAGCAUUGCAUUUACGGGGAUGAGCAUUGGUUUUGAUGUGAUUGUGCUAUGUUUUCCCCUCCCGGUUGUUCAUCGUCUCGUGAUGUCUACUCGGCGAAAAAUGCAAUUAGUGGGCAUCUUCUGGCUCGGAAUCUUCUGCUGCAUUGCCUCCAUCCUUCGAUUUUACUACGUCUACACCGAGGUGUACGCAUCCACAGCUUCGACGGGGGCUAAUCGCUACGUCGUCGUCACGCCGGGAGUGAUAUGGGGAACUAUUGAGCCCAGCACCAGCGUGAUUGCCGCAUGCCUCCCCACCUAUGGCCAUUUGAUCGGGGUCGGUAAGGGACUAUUGACAAGGGUGCGCAGUUUCUGGAGUCGCACAUCCCUCCACAGCACCGGUGGUCGCGAUCACACCCAUGGAUCAACGGCAAAUUCAACCAAGGUCCUGAGUAGCAAAAAUUUGUCCAAUAAAUCUUAUCCCACAACUGGUGGACUCCAUUGGCAUCGCCUGAAGCAUAGCAAAGGGGGGAAUACUGACAUCGAAAUGGGAGAUACAUCAUUUGAGGAUGACAUCCCAUUAAAGACGGAUGCCCAGCCAAUGAGGAUCCAUGUGUCCCAGGACUUUACACAGCAGGAAUUGCCGGCAUCGACGAGCGAUAUCACAACCAGGGGAAAGCCUAUGGGACAGCCAAACAUGUUCUGA